ACGGUGUGGGUAAAACGGUCCUUUUCCAAGAUUGGAUACAGCUCCCAGAACAUUGCGGGUGCUGAUCAAUGAAAACGACACUGUUUUGAGUUGGUCACACGCCAAACUCUACAGCAACGUUUUAUCGUCCAUCCCGAGCCCAAAUCAGGCGCAGAGUCGAGCGUGACGAUCAAAACGCUCCAGUGCCGGCGACGCCAUUUCCUCUCGACGACUUGUACCGCAGUCAGACGCAUGCGUGUUGCGCUUUAACCGGCUCUCUCUUUUCCUCCGAGCGCGAGCGCCUGCCGUUAACGUUUUCUAGCCGCUUGCGGGAGACCCAAUGAGGGGAAAGAAGAAGAAGCGAACAGAGGCCGCCGCGGUGGCGGCGACAGCAGCGGCCCGACUCCCGCGUCCAGAUGGAGCGCAGCCCGUUGGCGAGAAGAAAAACCAGAGCCUGCGGCCGGCGGCUGCCAAACCCAGCGCUAAGGAGGGUAAAGUUAAAACAGGUCCAAAGACAUAUAGUUUUAGCACAACCACCUCUAACGAAUUGAAUACUGCUGGGAAUUUGGAUAGAUCCAUUCCUAAGGUCGUGAUUAAACCAGACCUGGAACAAAGGAUUAUAAGACUGAUUAACCAAUUCAAAACAGAACAAGGCAAAUCGGGAACCAUCUCUGGAAGGCUCACAGCUAAAAAACUGCAGGAUCUAUAUGUAGCUUUGCAAGGAUUUUCAUUUCGUGCAGAGGACAUUGAAGAAGCCAUGAAGAAUACUGUCAUCUUUGGCGGAGAUCUUCAUUCUGCUUUAGACUGGUUGUGUUUAAACCUUCCUGAUGAUUCAUUACCUGAUGGAUUCAAGCAGAAACUGCAGGAGGAAGAAACCAAGACCAAGCCCAAAUUGCAGAUGCCUGUGAAAGCUGAAAUAAAUUAUGAAAAAUCUGAGGGUCGAAAGGGUGAUGAUAAACUUCAAACCAAGGCUGCUGAAAGUGGAAACAGACAGGUUAGCAUGAAGGAAUGGAUUUUACAAUAUGCUGAAAAUGCAAGUAGUAGUGGAGAUGAUGACAAUGAUGACCAGGACAAUGAAUUACCUGAAAAAACUUGUGAAAAGGAAGAACGCUUUGAUCCGAAUGAGCUUUACUUGGAGCUGACAGCAAAGCUAGUUGAUGUCAAAGAACGGGCUCUAUCCUUUAAACAGAAUAAUAACAAACCAGCUCACAAAGAAGCAGGUGAAAGAAUAAAGAUACUACAACAGGAGAUUAAACAGUUGGAGAAGCAUCCUGCUUUUGAUCCUUCAGUCAAGAUGGUAGACUUGAAGAAGAAUGACAAAAGCUCAUCUGAACAUCCUGAUGAUAAGCACGAAGCUGCCCUUAACCUAAGCUUGCUAGAAGAAUCAACACCAAAAUUAAAAGAGAAAUCAAGAAAUGAACCAAAGGAUAUACGGAACUUCGACUACACUUCACGAAGUUGGACAGGGAAGUCUCCCAAGCAAUUUCUGAUUGAUUGGUGCCGGAAAAAUCUCCCUACUAGUCCAGCUCCUAACUAUCGCAAAAUCCCUGUGGGUAGAUUCUGGAAGUGUAGUGUAAGAGUAAACAGGCAGAAAGAUGGAAUGCUGGAAGUAUGUCCCACCAUUCUCACAGAGGAUGCCAUGCAAGCCCAACAUCUGGCAUCUACAUUGGCCCUGUGGCAUUUAGUAAGAGGACAGGCCGUACAUCAGUUGCUCCCACCUACAUAUCGAGAUGUGUGGAUUGAAUGGAGUGAAGCUGAGAAGAAGAAAACUGAAACAAGGCAGAUGGAAAAGAAUAAACCACGAGACCAAUUUAUUACCAAAUUGUUACACACACUAAAACAGAAACCAUCCACUUGUGUUUCAUCAACAGCAGACGAUCCAGAAGAUUCCUGGGAGAAUUUGAUAACUGAGGAUGACUUCAAAAGCUUAUCUGUUGCUAAGGAUAGGGAAGAUAAUCUAAACACUGCAAAGAAUAUUUUAAAAAACUUGCAAUGUUCUCUCAAGUUUCAGAAACUUCUAAAAGAGAGGCAACUAUUACCUGUUUUUCAACACAGAACACAAAUUCUUGAAACUCUGAAAAGGCAUCGUGUGGUGGUUGUUGCAGGUGAAACAGGCAGUGGGAAGAGCACACAAAUACCUCAGUUCAUUUUGGAUGAUUUACUAUCAAAUGACACUGCACAAUGCAAUAUUAUUUGUACCCAACCGCGAAGGAUUUCAGCAGUGAGUCUGGCAACACGGGUUUGUGAAGAACUGGGUUGUGAAGAAGGUCCUGGGGGAAAGAACUCUCUUUGUGGUUAUCAAAUCAGACUGGAAUCAAAAAUUGGAGAAUUGUGUAAGCUUUUGUACUGCACUACUGGUGUUCUUCUGCGGAAACUGCAGCACGAUGCAUUUCUCACAAAUGUGUCUCAUGUCAUUGUUGAUGAGGUUCAUGAGAGAAGUGUACAAUCAGAUUUUCUGUUAAUCAUAUUGAAGGAGCUAAUGCAAAAACGUUCAAAUAUGAACCUAAUUUUGAUGAGUGCAACUGUGGACAGUGAUAAAUUUGCUCGGUACUUUGGACAUUGUCCUGUUAUCAAUAUCCCUGGAAGAAUUUAUCCAGUUCAGGUUUAUCAUUUGGAAGAGGUGGUGGAAGAAACUGGCUACGUUUUGGAAAAGGAUUCUGAAUACUGCCAGCGAUUUUUGGAGGAGGAAGAAGAAAUUAACCUGACGGUCACUGGCAAAGGAGGAAAAACCUUCCAGCAUCAGGAAUAUCUUGUUAAAGGGGCAAGGCCUGAGAAUAGUUUGGUACUUGACCUUGACAAAUACAGUAGUCGGACUUGUCAUGCUAUUCAGUGCAUGCAUCCAACUAAAAUAAACAUGGAUCUCAUCUUAGAUCUCAUUAACUUCUUGGAUAAAAGUGCACCGUUCAGAGCAGUUGAUGGUGCAGUGUUAGUUUUCUUACCGGGCCUGGCUCAUAUUCAACAACUAUAUGAUCUUCUAACAACGGACAAAAGGUUCCAUGACAGAAAAAGGUACAAAGUAAUUGCUUUGCACUCCAUUCUUUCAUCUCAAGAUCAAGCUGCAGCUUUCACAGUCCCACCACAAGGGGUCAGAAAGAUUGUUCUGGCGACAAACAUUGCAGAAACAGGCAUCACAAUACCUGAUGUUGUUUUUGUCAUUGAUACUGGAAAGACUAAGGAGAACAGGUAUCAUGAAAGUAGCCAAAUGAGCUCACUUGUGGAGACCUUCAUCAGCAAAGCCAAUGCUCUUCAGAGACAGGGUCGAGCUGGCCGUAUCAGAGAGGGGUUCUGUUUUCGUUUAUAUACCCAAGAAAGGUAUGACAAUUUCAUAGAUUAUUCUGUCCCAGAAAUCCUACGAGUGCCACUGGAAGAACUUUGUCUUCAUAUCAUGAAAUGCAAUCAUGGAUCUCCAGAAGAUUUUCUUGCCAGAGCUUUAGAUCCACCACAACUCCAGGUCAUUAGUAACGCUAUGAAUUUGCUGAGGAAAAUUGGAGCCUGUGAAAUCACUGAAGCUAAACUCACUCCAUUAGGCCAGCAUCUUGCUGCCCUUCCAGUAAAUGUGAGAAUUGGGAAGAUGUUGAUAUUUGGUGCCAUUUUUGAUUGCUUAGAACCUGUGGCAACCAUAGCUGCAGCCAUGGCUGAGAAAUCUCCCUUUAUUACGCCAAUAAAUGGGAAAGAAGAAGCUAACCUUGCCAAAGCAGCUCUGGCAUUGGCUAAUUCGGAUCACCUGACUGUUUACAAUGCGUAUUUAGGAUGGAAGAAUGUACGUUCAGAUGGCUAUCGUGCCGAAAUGACUUACUGCAAGAAACACUUCCUGAGUCGGACUACACUUCUAACGAUGGAGGAAAUUAAACAAGAGCUCAUCAAGCUGAUGGAGGCAGCAGGUUUUGUGCCAUCAAGAACCAGAGGAAUUACACAUCAAAGUUGCAGCAAAGGACCUUUGGUAGAGCACCCAAAGAAGAGCUUAACAGAUAAGGAGGUCCCUCUACUAAAAGCUGUAUUAACAGCAGGACUGUAUGAUAAUAUUGGGAAGAUUAUUUACACACCAUCAGUGGAUAUUACUGACAAGGUGAUCUGUUGCGUAGAAACUGCUCAAGGUAAAGCACAACUACACCCUUCAUCUGUCAACAGAGAUCUGCAGACAAAUGGUUUGCUACUAUAUAAGGAGAAGGUGAAAUAUGGCAGAAUAUAUGUGCAAGAGACAACACUGACUUCACCUUUCCCAGUGUUGCUGUUUGGUGGUGCUAUUGAAGUGAUGCACCGUGAGAGAUUACUUUCAGUUGAUGGCUGGAUACAUUUCCAGGCUCCUGUCAGGACAGGAAUCAUUUUUAAGGAGCUGAGAUCCUUGAUUGAGUCUGUUCUACUGAAGAAACUUGAAGAUCCAAAAAUAACAAUUGAAGAUGACGAGAUAAUACGGAUAAUUAUGGAACUGAUCAAGACUGAGCAUUGCUGAGUGAAAUUAAGAUUCUGGAAGGAAAAUAAAUGAAGACUUCUAUAGGAUGGUAUGAUAAAUAUCAAAGGAUUUGAAAAGGUUGAUGAGGUCCUACAGGACUGGAAGGAACUGAAAGUAAAUGUACUUAAAAAUGACACGAAAACUGACUGUGGCAUCUUAGCCCAUCAGCGAUGACUAAAAUAAUGAGGUAUAAUGUGGAGGAAUGCUGUAGAAGAACUAAAACCAGCCAGAUUGCUUUUGGAAGGAAAUAUGCUGUUCUGCAUUUGUUUGGAAAAAGUUCCAGAUCACAUAAAUAGAUGAUCACCUCUGACAGUUCAGUUAAACUCAAAUUCUCAAUAAAGGUUUGCAUAACAAACUUUUGGGUAAAAACUCGAUGAAUCCAGAAUUAAGCGUAGGACUACGUGUGGAACAAUGGAGAAAGAAAUGUAUGAUGUGUCAGGUCCCACUGCAGAUUAGCACAUGAACAUUUAACAGUUGUAUAUAAGAUCUGUUUUAGAAAUUACUCUUAAGAAGCAAAUGCUGUAUGAGCACUGUGCACUGCCAUUAUCAUUUAUAUCUUUGAAAUAUAUUUUUGUUUUGCAUGACUUUUUAAUACUUGAAAUUAUGUAAAGGUUAUUGAGGAAAAGCUAGCAUUUUCCCAAUGAUGCAGAAUUAGAACAGAGAACAAUACAGCACAGAACAGGCCCUUUGGCCCUCGAUGUUGCACUGACCUGUGAACUAAUCUAAGCCCUCACCCCCCCCCCCCCCCCACACUAUCCCAUCAUUAUCCAUAUGCUUAUCCAUGGACUGUUUAAAUGCCCCUCAUGUGGCUGAGUUAACUACAUUGGCAGGCAGGGUGCUCCACGCCCUUACCACUCUCUGAGUAAAGAACCUGCCUCUGACAUCUGUCUUAAAUCUAUCACCCCUCAAUUUGCAGCUAUGCCCCCUUGUAUAAGCUGAAGUCAUCAUCCUCAGAAAAAGACUCUCACUGUCCACCCUAUCUAAUCCUCUGAUCAUCUUGUAUGUCUCUAUUAAAUCCCCUCUUAGCCUCCUUCUCUCCAAUGAGAACAGACCCAAGUCCGUCAGCCUUUCUUCAUAGGGCCGGCGUUCCAGACCAGGCAACAUCCUGGUAAAUCUCCUCUACACCUUCUCCAAUGCUUCCACAUCCUUCCUGUAAUAGGGCGACCAGAACUGCACUCAAUGUUCCACGUGAGGCCCCACUAGCGUUUUGUACAGUUACAGCAUGACAUCACGGCUCUGGAACUCGAUCCCUCUACCAGUAAAACCUAAAACACCGUAAGCCUUCUUAACAGCACUAUCAACUUGGGUGGCAACUUUUAGGGAUCUAUGUACAUGGACACCAAGAUCCCUCUGCACAUCUACACUACCAAGAAUCUUUCCAUUGACCCGGUAUUCUGCCUUCCUAUUAUUCCUCCCAAAGUGAAUCACCUCACAUUUAUCCGUAUUGAACUCCAUUUGCCACCUUUCGGCCCAAUUCUGCAGUUUAUCCAAGUCUCCCUGCAACCUGCAACAUUCUUCCACACUGUCCACCACUCCACCAACUUUAGUGACAUCUGCAAACUUACUAACCCAUCCAUCAAUGCCUGCGUCCGAGUCAUUUAUAAAAAUGACAAACAGCAGUGGUCCCAAAACAGAUACUUGAGGCACAUCACUAGUAACCGGACUCCAGGCUGAAUAUUUUCCAUCAACCACCACUUGUUGCCUUCUUACAGAAAACCAGUUUCUAAUCCAAACUAAAUCUCCCUCAAUCCCGUGCCUCUGUAUUUUCUCCAAUAGCCUACCAUGUGGAACCUUAUCGAAGGCUUUACUGAAGUCCAUGUACACCACGUCAACUGCCCUACCCUCAUCCACAUGCUUGGCCACCUUCUCAAAAAACUCAGAGGUUUGUGAGACACGAUCUGCCCUUGACGAAUCCAUGCUGACUGUCUCCAAUCAAAUUGUUGCUUGCUAGAUGAUGAUAAAUCCUAUCUCUUAUAACCCUUUCCAAAAUUUUUCCUACAACAGAUGUAAGGCUCACAGGUCUAUAAUUACCUGGGUCAUCCCUACUGCCCUUCUUGAACAAGGGCACAACAUUUGCAAUCCUCCAGUCCUCUGGUACUAAACCAGUAGACAAUGAGGACUCAAAGAUCAAGGCCAAAGGCUCCGCCACCACCUCCCUAGCUUCCCAGACAAUCCUCGGAAAAAUCCCAUCUGGCCCAGGGGACUUAUCUACCUUUGCACCUUCUAGGAUUGAUAACACUUCCUCCUUACUAACCUUAAUCCUUUCAAUUCUUGUAGUCCGUAACUCAGUCAUCUCCUCUACAAUGUUCUCCUGUUCCUCAGUGAAAACAGAUGAGAAAUAAUCAUUUAGCUCCUCUCCAAUCUCCACAGGGUCCACACACAACUUCCCACUUCUGUCUUUGACUGGCACAACUUCCCACUUCUGUCUUUGACUGGCUAAAUUGUGCAAAAAAACUUAGCAAUUAUAACUAAAACAGUAUAAACAAAAAACUGCAGGUGCUGGAGAUAUGAAACACAAAUGGAUAUUGCUGGAGAAACUCAGCAGGUCUGGAAGCAUUUGUGGGGACAAAACAGAUUUAACGUUUCAAACCCAGUGAUCCUUCAUCAGAAUUCAAUGAUGAGUCUGAUAGAGAUGUUAACUCUGUAUUCUCCCAUCAGCUACUGCCAAUUCAAUUGUUAGGAUAUUUUGUAAAGUUGUAAAAACGUUGUAGAGUUUAUUCAGUUAUGCCAUCUUUCUAUUAGAUUUGAUUUAUUUAGUUAUUUAUUCCCAUUUUAGUUACUUAUUCCCUGUUAUUUUAGUACCGAGUAUUAAAUACAACAACUGGCUAAGUUUCAUUUUAGUUAAUGUUGUCUUAAAUUGAUUGUUUUUGACAUUAGGACUUUGCUUUUACUUUUUCACUUCAUGUGCAAAAUGCAGGUUGAAGAGGUAAUUAGGGAAUAAAAGUAUGUUGAUACAGGAGAUGGUCAGAAGUCAACACCAGGCUGUAGUCCAACAGGGUUAUUUGAAAUCACAAGCUUUUGGAGUGCAGCACCUUUGUCAGGUACUUUGAAAGCUUGUAUUUUCAGAUAAACCUCUUGGACUAUAACCCGGUGACAUAUGACAUAAGACAUAGGAGUGGAAGUAUGACCAUUCAGCCCAUCAAGUCCACUCCGCCAUUUAAAUCAUGGCUGAUGGGCAUUCCACUUCCCUGCACUCUCCCCGUAGCCCUUGAUACCUUCUGAGAUCAAGAAUUUGUCGAUCUCUGCCUUGAAGGCAUCCAACGUCCCGGUCUCCACUGCACUCCAUGGCAAUGAAUUCCACAAGCCCAGCACACUCUGGCUGAAGAAAUGUCGUCUCAUUUCAAUUUUAAAUUACCCCCUCUAAUUUUAAGGCUGUGCCCACGGGUCCUAGACUUCUGACCUUAUCCAACCCAGUCCAACACUGCGAGUCCACACAAAGAAGAGCAGGCAUCUCAAAUGUUUUUGGAAAUAGUUGUGUAUUGCACGUUUUCUCUUUCUACAGGUAGUAAAGUUGCUGAGGCUUUCUACUGUCUUAUGUUGCUGUCAUGUGUUUUGCGCGUAUGCAUUGUGUUGUAAUGUCACUUUUAAAUCCUGACUAAACCAUAAUGCUUUAUGAAUGGUGCCUGCAAUAGAAAACCUGAAGUGUUCCAGCAGAUGUAGUUAGAAAGAAAACGGGUUAGUGUAAUAAAUGAUGUUCUUGUGUUUUACUUCAAUCGUAAACUGUAAAAAUGAAGUCCUUUCUGUGGAUCAUCCUGGCCAAGAAUAGAUUUCAUGGGAUUAAUUGGUUGUUUUUGGGUAAUGUGCCAUUUUUGUACAGAACUCCAAAUGGAGAUCAUCACGAAAUCCAUGCAUGUUAAUCCUAGAUGAGGACGUCAUUCCAUUUUGGCAUUGUUGGCUUAUUACUUGUUGCUGUUAUUGCUGCUGAUGGAUUUGAGACCAUGAUGUAUUAUGAAUGUUUUACUUGAUUAGAGUAGCUUUUUGUGGGAUUGGAUUGCCUGUUCUGUUGUCAUUUUUUUCCCCUGAGGGUAGUCAGUUUGUGAAAUUCUUUACCAUAGAAGACAGUCGAAGCUUCGUUGAUUAGUAUUUUCAAGGCUGAGAUAAAGUUGGCAUCUCAGAGCUGAGAUGGAUGCUUCUGUCCUUGGUUUGCUGCUGUGUUCCAGCAAAACUCAACACAAGCUGGAGGAGAGCACCUCCUUUCCACAUAGGCACUUUACAGCCUCUAAAACACUGUUGAGUUCCACAGCUAGUGUUUUGUUAUAAUCAUUUGUGGGACGUGGGCGUCACUGGCUAGCCAACAUUUCUUGCCCAUCCCUGGUUGCCCUUGAGAAGGUGAUUGUGACUGCCUUCUUGAACCACUGCAGUUCUCCUCCUGUGGCUUGACCCACAACACUAAUGGGCCGGGUUUGGGAGGUGGGGAGGAGACUUGGUGGAUUUCCAGGAUUUUGAGCAGCCUGCUUGAUUGGCACUAUAUCCAAGAGCGGCAGUGAAGGAAUGGUGAUAUAUUUCCAAGUAAGGAUGGUGAGUGGCUUGGUGGGGAGCUUGGAAGCGAUGGUGUUCCCAUAAGUCUGCUGCCCAUGUUUUUCUAGAUGGAAGUGGUCGUGGGUAUGCAAGGUGCUGUCUGAGGAUCUGUGGUGAAUUUCUGCAGUGCAUCUUGUAAAUAGUACACACCACUGCUACUGAGCGUUGGUGGUGGAGGGAGUGGAUGCUUGUGGAUAUAGUGCAAAUCAAGUGGGCUGCUUUGACUUAGAUGGUGUCAAGAUUCUUGUGUCGUUGGGGCUACACUCAUCCAUGCAAGUGGGGAGUAUUCCAUCAAACUCCUGAUUUCUGCCUUGUAGAUGGUUGACAGGCUUUGAGGAGUCAAGAGGUGAGUUACUUACCACAGUAUUCUUAGCUUCUGGCUAGUUCUUGUGGCUAUUGUUUUAUGUGAUGAGUCUAGUUAAAUCUCUGGGCAAUGAUAAGACUUAAGAUGUUGAUAGUUGGGGGAAAUUCAGUGAUGGUAAUACCAUUGAAUGUCAGUGGGCGGCGGUUAGAUUGUCUGUCUCUUAUUGGUGAUGGUCAUAGCCUGGUAUUUUUGUGGCGUGAAUGUCACUUGCCGCUUAUUAGUCCAAGCCUGGAUAUUGUCCAGAUCUUGUUGCAUUUGAACAUGGACUGCUUCAGUAUCUGAGGAGUCAGGAAUGGUGCUGAAUAUUGUGCAAUCAUUUGCAAAUAUCUCCGCUGUUCACCUUAUGAUAGAGGGAAAGUUAUUUUAUGAAGCAGCUGAAGAUGAUUGGGCCUGUUACCCUCCGAGGUCCUGGAGCUGAGAUGACUGAUCUCUAACAACCAUGACCAUCUUCCUAUGUGUCAAUUAUGACUCCAACCACUGGAGAGUUUGCCCCCUGAUACCCAUUGAUUCCAGUUUUGCUUGGGAUUCUUGAUGCCGAACUCUGUUGAAUACAGGCUUGAUACCAAGGGCUGUCAUUCUCACCUCAGCUGAGUGACUCUAGCAGAAUCCAAAUUGGGCAUCACCAAGUAGGCUAUUUGUGAGCAGGUGCUGCUUGAUAGCACUGUUGGUGAUACCUUACAUCACUUUACAGGUGAUUGAGAGUAGACUGAGGGGGCAGUAUUUGGCUUAGUUUGAUUUUUGUCCGGCAUUUUAUGUACGGGACAUACUUGGGCAAUUUUCCACAUUGUUGGAACGCUUGAAGGGUCACCAAACCCGAAACGUUACCUCUGUUUUUUCCUUCACAGAUGCUGCCAAACCUGCUGAUCUUUUCCAGCAACUUUGUCUUUGUUUCUGAUUUACAGAAUCCACAGUUCUUUUGUUUUUUUAUAACUGUACUGGAACAGCUUGGCUAAGAGAGCAGCAAGUUUUGGAUCACAAGUCUUCAGUACUAUUGCUGGAAUGUUGCCUUUGCAGCAUCCAAUGUCUCCAACCAUUUCUUGAUAUCACGUGGAGUGAAUCGAAUUAGCUGAAGACUGGUGUCUGUGAUGUUGGAGGCUAUUGGAGGAGGUGGAGAUGGAUCAUCCACUUGGCACUUCUGCCUGAAGAUUGCUGUGAAUACUUCAGCCUUAUCUUUUGCACUGAUGUUCUGGGCUGUUCCAUCAUUGAGGAUGGGAUAUUUGUGGAGCCAACUGUUCCAAUGAGUUGUUUAAUGUCUAUCACAUUCAUGACUGGAUGUGGCAGGACCGCAGAGGUUAGAUCGAAUCCAUUGGUUGUGGGAUUGCUUUGCCCUGUCUGUCAUUUGCUGCUUUCACUGUUUGGCAUGUAAGUAGCCCUGUUUGGUGGCUUCACCAGGUUGAUAUCACAUCUUCAGGAAUGCCUGGUACUGCUCCUGGCAUGCCCUCCUGCAGUGUCCCCUGGAUCAAUGGUAAUGGUUGAGUGGGGAAUAUGUUGGGCCAUGAGGUUACACAUUGUGCUGGAGUACAGUUCUAUUGCUGUUGAUGGUCAUAGCACCUCGUGAAUGCCCAGUCUUGAGUUGCUAGAUCAAUUUAGCAUGGUGAUCGUGCCAUACAACACGAUGAAAGUUAUUCUCAAUGUGAAGGCGAGACUUGGUCUCCAGAAGGACUGUGUGAUGGUCACUCUUACCGAUAAUGUCCUGGUCAGAUGCAACUGCAGCUGGCAGAUUAGUAAGGAUGAAAUCAAGUAUGUUUUUCCCUCUUGUUGGUUCCCUCACCAUCUGCCGAAGACCCAGUCUAGCAGCUAUGUCCUUUAGGACCUGACCAGCUCGAUCAGUAGUACUGCUGCCGAGCCACUCUUGGUGGAUAUUGACCUCUGUAUUCCAUUGUUGUGGCGUUCCCCACCUUCCACGACGUGGGUAGCUUUGCUUUCAGCAGAGUGGGACCUAUUUUCUCCUUUGCAGAGCUAACAUUUAUACCUCUUACAUCUGACAGUCCUUUACCACCAUUAUCACUGACUUUGUUCACUUUGUCCGCUUACCAUUUUUUCCACUUGCUCCUCCUCUGCCACUGACGUUACAACCAUCAUUUUCCAGUUUCUUUUAGUUCUGAGGAAGAGUUAUACUGGACUUGAAGCAUUAACUCUGUUCCUAGCUCCACAGUUGCAGCUGGACCUGCUGAGUUUCUCUGAUUACUUCCUGUUUUUAAUUCAGGUUUCCAGCAUACAUUGUAUUUUGCUUUUCUAGUUAGAUUGUUAAUCACUCAGAGAAUUGGAGGUUGGGAAAUGGUGGGAAAAUGGAGUUCAACUUGUUGAAUGGCGGAGCACACUUGAUAGUCUUGAAUGGCCUGUUUCUGCUUCGACAGGUUAUGUUCGAAAGGGGGAGUAGAUUUAUGAAUCCCUCUUUAACUUCUCAGAUCAAAAAUCAUACUUUUCAUGUUUAAAAAGGAGAUUGAGAGUUGGUGCAGUGUGCUAUACGAGCAUGAGUAAACCAUGUUGCACUGAUGUGUGACAUAAAUGAUGCUCAGUGUGGUCUAUGCAUCAAAUACCAUUGGAACGUUGGUGCUGAUUAUUUUUAAUGUGUUUUGAGCACUACUUAGUAGACUUCUGUUUAAAAUCUUGUAUUUCUAUUUUGAAACUUAUUAUGAAGACAACUCGAUGUAUUUGUAUGAUUCCAGCUGAUGUUAAGAUCGGGCAAGUCACAUCCUAAAAUGAAGCUCUGAAUGGUUUGCUGUAAUUGUUUUUUUAAACUAUGGAGGUCCGAUACUGAACACAUUCAUCAGAGCCUUCAGCAUACUUUAUAAUAAAGAAUAAAAUAUUUACAAAAUAAGAAAAGCAUGAACUAUAUUAUACUAAACAAAUAGUUUGGCAAGAUC
Molecule: messenger RNA, 12178 nt
Organism: Stegostoma tigrinum
Lineage: Eukaryota; Metazoa; Chordata; Chondrichthyes; Orectolobiformes; Stegostomatidae
Gene: dhx29
Product: DEAH (Asp-Glu-Ala-His) box polypeptide 29
Exons: 28
Coding region: 320-4429 (1369 amino acids)
Biological process (GO): translational initiation
Cellular component (GO): intracellular anatomical structure
Molecular function (GO): RNA helicase activity; RNA binding; ATP binding
Source: RefSeq, a predicted model, not a curated record